Messenger RNA from Plutella xylostella (diamondback moth), 1623 nucleotides. RefSeq names its product cyclin-dependent kinase 7. Gene Ontology annotation, molecular function: ATP binding; RNA polymerase II CTD heptapeptide repeat kinase activity; cyclin-dependent protein serine/threonine kinase activity. NCBI's taxonomy places the organism in Eukaryota, Metazoa, Arthropoda, Insecta, Lepidoptera, Plutellidae. Gene Ontology annotation, biological process: protein phosphorylation; positive regulation of transcription by RNA polymerase II. Gene Ontology annotation, cellular component: transcription factor TFIIH holo complex; transcription factor TFIIK complex; cytoplasm. The record is from RefSeq and is a predicted model, not a curated record.
AACUUUACGUCAAAUUUGAAAUUUGUCGUCGUUUAGCGUGUUGGUUUUUCAUAAUUUUGUAUGAUUUUAUACUUUAUUAUCCGUAUAAACGCAGUUAUAAUAAGCCAGGGGAAUCAAUAAAAUUGUGAUAUGAUCUAUGUCAAAGCUAUGUUAUUGUAACUGUGUUGUGUUAUUGAAGAAAACUACUUUAAAAUGGAUGAGCCAACUACACGCUAUGAAAAAAUAGAUUUCCUAGGAGAAGGGCAGUUUGCUACGGUAUACAAAGCUAGAGAUGUAAAGACAGAACAGAUAGUGGCUGUCAAGAAGAUUAAAAUAGGCUCCCGACUGGAGGCCCAGGAUGGAAUCAACCGGACGGCUUUGAGAGAGAUCAAGUUACUGCAAGAGCUGCAACAUAUCAACCUUAUUGGACUAUUAGAUGUAUUUGGACAGAAAUCUAAUGUAUCUUUAGUGUUUGACUUCAUGGAUACGGACUUGGAAAUAAUUAUAAAGGAUAUUAAUAUUGUACUUACCCCAGCAAAUGUUAAGGCUUACAUGAUCAUGACUUUAAAAGGUUUAGAAUAUUUACACCAGAACUGGAUAUUGCACAGAGAUCUGAAGCCAAACAACUUGCUCAUAAACAGAGAAGGCAUCCUCAAAAUUGGUGACUUUGGUCUUGCCAAGGCUUUUGGGUCACCCUCCAGAAUAAACACACAUCAAGUUGUGACCAGAUGGUACAGAUCACCAGAGCUGUUAUUCGGCGCGCGUCAGUAUGGCACUGGCGUGGACAUGUGGGCGGUGGGCUGCAUCCUAGCCGAGCUGCUGCUGCGAGUGCCCUUCCUGCCCGGGGAGUCUGAUCUGGACCAGCUCACCAAGAUCUUCCAUGUGUUUGGAACACCCAAUGAGGAGAAUUGGCCGGGCCUCAAAGGGCUGCCGGACUACGUGCAGUUCAAGCAGUUCCCGGCGCAGCAGCUGCGGCACAUCUUCUCAGCCGCCCCCGACGACCUCAUCCUGCUGCUCGAGCGGCUGCUCGCGCUGUUCCCGCCGCGCCGCGCCGACUGCACCGCAGCGCUGCAGAUGAACUACUUCAGCAAUAAGCCCGCGCCGUCGGUCGGCAACAAGCUGCCGAUGCCCUCCAACCUGUCCAAGGUGGAGACGGAGAAACCCUCGCUCAAGAGGAAGCUUCUAGAGAACAUCGACGGAGGCUCGCUGGCGAAAAGACUGCAGUUCUAAUACUUCUAAUGCUAUCAUUUUUAAUAGACCGAAGUCUAAGUAAUUAGGCGGCUAUGGCCGGACUUUUAUGUACAAAAUAAUGAAGUGCAAUUCGGACUACAAAGAGAUAAUCUUUAAUUUAUCUUUUUAUUCAUAGGUUGUCUCUUCAACUUGCUAGUUUGUUGUCCUGAGUAAUUAACGCUAGGACUAUUUAAUUUAAGACAGAAGACAGUAUAAUAAACAUAAGUGAAAUUAUUAAAGGGGUGGAUUUUUUAAAUAAGCUGGUCUUUUUAGCAACGAAACAGUACAGAUGAGAUGCCUAAACGUUGGGGCAGGGAUACCUACUAAUAAACUAAAGGUUCCGAGUCGAUCGAUCGAGUUAUGAUAAGAUCAAAUAUAUUUUUGCAAAUAAAAUGCCCUUUUAAAAAAUAUCAU